Messenger RNA from Heteronotia binoei (common prickly gecko), 3346 nucleotides. It is a transcript of the gene PAFAH1B2, whose product is annotated as platelet activating factor acetylhydrolase 1b catalytic subunit 2. NCBI's taxonomy places the organism in Eukaryota, Metazoa, Chordata, Lepidosauria, Squamata, Gekkonidae. The record is from RefSeq and is a predicted model, not a curated record. The coding region runs from base 129 to 851 and encodes 240 amino acids. The transcript is spliced from 6 exons.
GGCGGCAGGCCUCCGCGCAGGCGCGCUGCGGAGGGAGGCGGGGGAGAGGCGCGCCCGCCUUCCUGGCUGAGGAACGGGCGGAGGACCGAGCGCGGAAGGGGCAGGCCCGGCCGAGCCAGGCGCGACGGAUGGAGGCUCGUGGGGAGCCGCCAGCGGAAAGGAUGAGCCAGGGUGACUCAAACUCAGCUGCAAUCCCACACGCAGCUGAAGAUGUUCAGGGUGAUGACAGAUGGAUGUCACAGCAUAACCGAUUUGUUUUGGACUGCAAGGACAAGGAACCAGAUGUGCUGUUUGUUGGAGACUCCAUGGUGCAGCUGCUACAGCAGUAUGAGAUUUGGCGAAAGCUCUUUUCACCACUACAUGCAUUGAAUUUUGGGAUUGGAGGGGACACAACAGGACAUGUUUUGUGGAGACUGAAGAAUGGUGAACUGGAAAAUAUUAAACCCAAGGUUAUUGUUCUUUGGGUUGGAACAAACAACCAUGAAAACACAGCAGAGGAAGUAGCUGGUGGAAUAGAAGCCAUUGUGAGAUUGAUCAAUGUGCGUCAGCCCCAGGCCAAGAUUAUUGUACUGGGCUUGUUACCACGUGGUGAGAAGCCAAACCCACUGCGGGAGAAGAACAGCAGGGUGAACCAGCUCCUGAAGGCCUCGUUGCCCAAGCUCUCCAAUGUUCAGCUGCUGGACGUGGAUGUGGGCUUUGUGCAUUCAGAUGGCACCAUCUCCUGCCAUGACAUGUUUGAUUUUCUGCAUCUAACGGGUGCUGGCUACUCCAAGAUCUGCAAGCCCCUCCAUGAACUGAUCAUGCAGCUGCUGGAGGAGACCCCUGAAGAGAAGCAGGCAAUGCUGGCCUGAGCACCAGCCCCAGCAGGGUUAAUGGCAUCCCAGCCCCACCAGCGCAGUUCUUCACCCUGGCACUACAGAAUCCUCCUUACUCAAAGCACUUUUCCAUUGUUGAAUGUUACCGGGUGUUGUGUUGAGCAUUGGAAGGGGGGAAGCUGGUGUAAUGGCAUCUGGCUCCACCAAGAAAGUCAUUUACCCGCAGGGUGAAAUUGACCACAGAAGGAUUUUACUUUUCAGUUGUUUGUUUAGGGUGCAAGCAUCCUUAACUUUCCUCCUCACUGCCAGUUUUCCCCCCUUGGUGUUUUGCCAGGCAUAUUUCAACUUCCUUUAAGACUCUCUCUGUCUUAGCCCACUAUUUACACUCACAGACUGCUCUCUGAACCCAAAACAGCAGUUUCUUUAACAGCCGGAAUGGCUUUCUGGCUUUGGCAGGAGCGACAGCCAAACAAACCCCAGUGAUAACAUUUCUGUGACACUUUUAGAUGAGAAGUGUUCAGCAAAUGAGCUCAUCUAAAGCAGUCCUAACCCCAUUGGUUUUCUCUGGCUUGCUGGAUGCCAUUUCCCUUUUGUGUGGUGAAGACAGGUGAGGUUGUCCAGUUGAGCAUCCUUGGGAAAGCUGAUCCCUCGUCUGUGUUUUGGUAUUACAUUCCCAGCUUUUAAAAGGCCCGCCUGUAGUUUUGCAGCCCAGCUGAACAAGCCAUUCCCCACCCCCAGCUCUAAAACUGACAUUUCCUCUCGCUGUGAUGUCGUGUGCUGCAGAAUGCUGUGCGAAACUGCUCGUGUUUGUUGUUUUCACUUUUUAAAAAAAGAAAAAUGGCAAAAUGCAAAUGACUGUUACUUUUCUUCUCAAGGUAUAAUAACCUGUAGUCCUUUCCGUUCUCACCUGGCCUGAAAAAGGCAAAAGGUUUGUGUAUCCCAAGGUGUAGGUUUCUUUGUUGUGUCUGCCUGUCUUGUACAAGCAUUUUAUUCAAGCCGGUGAGGCCUCUGACCAUAGAGGGCCAAAUCGUGUCGCGUCCUUUCCCCCUCCCAACCUGACCGUGCUUCCCCUUCAGUAGAGGGAGCUGUGGGGAGAGUAGCCAGCUUUUAGGGACCCUACAAGAAGGCUGAGUGUUUUUAGGAGACAGAGGUUAGCAAGGGCAUAAAGCCUUAAUUAACUAUUUUUCCCCACAAAGGACAGCAACUUUCAGAUCUCUCGUUUGUUUUUGAGUCAGCUAAGCAACAUCAGCAGUUGAGUCUUUGCCCGUCAAUCACAGCACAAACAUGUGCCUUCUCACCCCGCCCCCAAAAGAAGGUUUUGUGCUUGCAACUUCUGUGGCUGCUUCUGUUAUAAAAAUGCUUCCUCCAUGUACAAGGGGGUGCCACACAUGAGCAUUUCCUCUGCCCUUUGUCCUUCCCUGGUGGCUUCCAAGUAGGAGCCUCCCUAUUGUUUGUCUCAUCUCUUCUUGCAUUGCAGACUUUCUCCACCAUAAACAGGAGAAUCCCAAAAGUGCCCCGGGCAUUCUUUAGUCUUAGAAUCUUGGCAUGCCAAAGCCCUACAGGGCAGGAUUUGAGGAGGAAGCUGAGGGCAGCCAAGAUGGAGCCAGCUGACUGCUGCAGAGGCGUUGGGCCUUUGGUAGCAAAGGGGAUGCUUUCCCUAGAACUAUGUGGCAUUCCCUUCACAUGAGCUGGCCAGCUGAUGAAAAGCUGUAAGGCACCCAGAGCCAUCUGUCUUUGGCUGAGAAGCUCGAAAAGGGCGAGCUAAGAGGGCCCCACAGUCUUGGCACAGUGCCUGGCUCAGCUGAGCCCAACUUCCCUGCAGUUUGCCAUUUGCCCGACAUGCUGUCCUGUCUCCUCCCCAGAAGUAGGGCACUGCCCUCUCGCCAAGAAGGCAUUUUGCCCUCAGCAUGACUGGGAGAUGUGGCAGCAGCGCCCCCUCUGGCUACUCAAACAAGCAGUGUCUCUUGGAUUUCUGUCGGCCUCCACCAGUGCCAGCCAUCUGGGUCAUGCUCCUCAGUAGCUGCCAGGGGUCAUGAUCCUGGGAAAUGUGGAGAAGUUGUUCUGUCUGCUCCUCGGAAGCUGCUGCUCUCCCUCUCCCCAGCUUGUUGAGCUUUUAGUCAGAUCCUUUCUUUAGUCUUGUUGCUGUUUCUGUCGUGUGCUGCAGCCCGGAAUCUUGUUUGUCCCGUGGUGUAGGAGCAUUGCCAAUUUUAUAUUUAUUGCAGCAAAGGAAAGUGUGAAACAAAGGUUAGAGAUUGUUGUCUUGUAAUGCGUAUGUGGCUGUAACUGGGGGCCUGCAGAGGGAAUUGUGCAGGCCAGCAGCUUGCUUGCUUCAAGUUGUGGGGAUGCAACGGAACCCCUGCUUUGCUGCUGGGAGGGAGUGUGCUCUCCCCACCCCUUACAGGAGUAGCUGACUGGACUCUCCACUCCCGCCCUGCAACAGCAAUGAUUCUGCUUUGGCAAGAUGGCAUGGAUGACCGGUAGCGUGCCCUCUUUAGUGCAUAUUUCAAUAUAAAUGUAUGUUUCACCAGUGA